AGUAAGUAGUUUCGGUCGUCGACAGUUCAUUCAGUGCGUUUCUCUUGCCUGUUGAUCGGCACACGCGGAAUCGAAUACCGUCUCCCUUCGCAACGGUAAGUGCCCGGUCGUCAACAAGGCCCGUGCACAGAAGUGGUGCCAAGGGAGGGUUUUUCCAGAUAUCGGCAAAAAGGCGGAGGAGGGCCUAGUGUAUGAAGCGUCGGUAAGGGGGGAUGGGGGGGGGGGUUGUUUAACACCCAACCCCCCCUUGUGCACGGGCUUGUAAUCUGUGAAACAGGGUUUAUUCAAAGAUUAACUCUGGAAUGGAGGAUACACAGUGGUAUAAAGCAUACAACGAGACUAAUUUCGACUUGUGCCUCUAUCGCACGAAACCGAUAAUGUCUCCUUAUAGCAACAAUAAUGGUUUAUCGCAGAUAAGAUGCCUGCUCAGGUUCGAACAAGUGCUUAGCGGUAUAUGAAAUCGAUGACAUCAGUUUCAAUACCGGUGUCGAAGGCGUGGGGAUUGCGAUUUUUGCUUUAUGUAAAGGAAGAAACAGAACAAGUGUGCACCAGACGAGGCUUAAUAUAGGUAUUACAAAGAUUUCCGAAGAUUAGCAUGGAGCACCGCAGUUCCGAGCUGAUGUCAGUUCUCCGAACGACUAACGAUCCAUCGCAGUUUGCUGCUGCGAUUCGUGACGGGACAGAAAUGGACCUAACUUGCGUGAAAGCCGUUCCGGAAGUGCUGAAGGCGUUGAACAUCCACAUUCCGAAACUGGUGAUCAACGUUCACGUGGAGAAGGUUGAAACGUACAGGUUUGGCGCAGAGCAAUACGACUUCGACGGCGUUGACAGCUGCGUGACAGUAGACUUGGAACUCCGGGACAACCACUACCAGCUACGCGGAUCAUCGGAACCUGGCAUGUCCGAAGGCAAUAACUGUCUCUAUGCUGCGUUGGCCACGGCGAUUCCGCAGCUUUCAAACACAUCUGCCGAAGAUUUCCGACGCCGUAUGGCUGACUGUAUUGAAACCAAUUCGGAAACUCGACGAUACAUCCAGCUUGGUCAACACCAUGCCCUUCUGCAAAGUGGUAUUUUUGGGGGCAUGGUCCUUCGCCGUAGAUCCAGAUCAACUCACGAAGAUCUCUCCAGGGUAACAUCAGCUAAAGAACAUCUGUUGGCGCGAUUCGAAGCCAUAUUCGAUAUGGCUGGCCUGGUUCAACACUACGCAGACUAUCUGCGUAUAGAUCGUAGUGAAGUUCUGCGUGCGGGUCCUAGCCAAUAUCAGGAUAGAAGCAGCUCCGAUCCAAAGUUACAUGCUGCCCAUGUAACUAGAGUUCAAAUAUCCCAGAGAGUAGAAGAUAACGAACAGAGCCUCAUUCUGGUGGAUUACUUGAAAACUCAAGUAGGACAUACUCAUCUCGUGGAGAAAUGGGCGAACGUGUGGGGCGGUGUAGCACAGGACAUCGACUUACUACAAGUCAGUUUGAUAGGUUUGUUAGAAGAGGUAGACUUUUUUCAAAAUCCUCCAGGCUUAACACAGGGCUUUGAGAAUGAUCGAUUGAAGCUUCGAAUUCUCAAAAUCAACAGACAACUACACAGAAGAGAAGCAUCAAAAAUCACUCUUCCGGACACAACUACAGCAACCGCAAUUGCUGAAAUCUGCAGGCAAGUCUUCGCCAAUGUAUUACACCGAGCGAUCAAGACCAUGAAAACUGAAUGCUUUAGAAACGUACUCCGCGACGUUCACGAUUCGAUAACAGCGAAGGAUGCUGACGAACUGCUGAAGCCAGGCCAGAAAGUUGUGGACUUCGUUCGACUGGUACAACAGCAUUGUGCCAAAACUGGCGGAGGUAGAAUCACCGAUGCGAAUGCAGGAAUUGCUAUUACUGUCCGGAAUAGCGGAGAGGGAAUUGAGGCUCACAGCGGCAUUGAGGGUGGUAGCAGUGGUAUCAGCGUUGAAAAUGUCUGUGGCAUUCGGUGUAGUUCUGGUGGAGAAGAAACACGUAACAUUGCUGAUGAUGACGAUACGGAUUGCUUGUUGAUAGACGAGGAAGAAGAUGAAGGUAGAGGAGUUGAUGGAGAAGAUGAAGUGGCGAUGGAAUGCGAGAGUACGGAGAAUGCAAGAAUGUAUGAAGCGGAUGGAAAUCACGAAAUGGUGCAAGAUUGCGGUCAGGAGGGUUCACGAAUCCGCAAAAGAGUGCACGAAAAGGACUACGAAGAGGAACACGGAGGAAAGCGCCAGAAGGAUUGCGCAAAUGGGGACGAAGAGAGACUGGAUGAUAAGCGGGAGCGGGAGCGCCAAUUGGAACACGAAAAGGAACGCAUCAGGGAGCAGAAUAGGGAACGAGAGAGGGAGCGAGACAGAGAACGCGAAAGGGAACGGGAGAGGGAGCGAGAUAGAGAACGCGAGAAGGAGCGGGAGAGAGAUCGCGAUAGAAAACGUGACAAGGAACGGAAGCUGCAGCGAGAUAGAGAGCGAUAUAGGGAGCAGGAAAGGAACAGCGAAAUACAGCGUCAGAUCGAACGCAAAAUGGAGCGCGAGAGGAUGCUGCUUCAAAGCGAACGCGAGAUGGAGUGUGAGAGAGCGCGUGAAAGGGAACGCGAGAAGGAGCGUGAAACAGCACGAGACAGGGAUCGCGAAAGGGAACGUGAAAGGAUGCGUCAGAUUGAGUGCAACAUGUGUGAGGGGAAGCUGAUGCUCCAGACCGAGCGUGAGAGGAUGCGUGAGAAAGAACGCAUGACAGAGAAUGAGUGGGAACACAUAAGGAAACGAGAGAAGGAAAAAGAAAGGGAGCGUGAGAGAGAGCGCGAGUGGGAACGAGAGAAAGAACGUGUCAUGAAGCGCUACAUGGAGCGGGAAUGGGAACGGAAGAGAGAGCGCGAGAGAGAACGAGUGAGGGAAAGCGAAAGAAAAUGCUUCACUCUACGCUUAAAGGAGUGCGAGGUAGAUCGCCAGAAAAAGCGCAAGAUGGAGCACGAGAGGGGGUGUGAGAGAGCGCGCGAAAGAGAACACGAGAAGGAACGUGAGAGAGAACAAGACUGGCAGUACGAAAGAGAACGUGGAAUAAAGCAGCAAAUUGAAUGCGUAAUUGAGUGGAUGAUGCUGCAGAUCGAGCGAGAGAGGGUGCGUGAGAAAGAACGCGAGAUAGAGAGUGGAUGGGAACACGGAAGAGAACGAGAGAUGGGGCGAUAUUGGGUGAGCGAAAGGGAAUGCGUAGAAGAGCGCGAGAGAGAACGUGAUAGGGAGCGUGAGAGAAUGCGCCUCAUUGAAUCACUAACCGAGGAAAUAAUGAGACGAGAGAUGAAGCUAGAGAGGGAAUGACAGGGAACGCGAAGGGGAGUGUGAUAAGAUGCACGAGAUAGCACAGGAUAUGGAGCGUGAAAGGGUACGCGAGAAGAUUGAUCAAGUGCAUCGCAAACAGAAGAAGCUCCAAUAAUGAAUACGAGGGAAGAAAGCAUCGUAAAAAGAAGCGCGCGAUGAGAACUUUGAUGGAUGCCUUGAAGAUAAUCAUAUGGUAUGGUAGUAUGGUUUGAACGUACAAAUAUGCAAAUAACAAUACAGUUAGUGGAAAAGUUCAAA
Molecule: messenger RNA, 3559 nt
Organism: Aedes albopictus (Asian tiger mosquito)
Lineage: Eukaryota; Metazoa; Arthropoda; Insecta; Diptera; Culicidae
Exons: 2
Coding region: 596-3301 (901 amino acids)
Source: RefSeq, a predicted model, not a curated record